Molecule: messenger RNA, 2709 nt
Organism: Ogataea philodendri
Lineage: Eukaryota; Fungi; Ascomycota; Pichiomycetes; Pichiales; Pichiaceae
Exons: 3
Coding region: 1-2709 (902 amino acids)
Biological process (GO): transmembrane transport
Cellular component (GO): membrane
Molecular function (GO): myo-inositol:proton symporter activity
Source: RefSeq, a predicted model, not a curated record
AUGAGUUCCAUCGAGAGCCAAGAAAAACACGACGUGGAACAUGUCGAAGAUGAAAACGAUAACAAUGUCUGUAUGGUGCAGAUAGAUGCCGGCAAGUAUCUUGAGGUGAACCAUACGAGCAUUGCCCAGCAGAUCGACGCUCUGGACGAGGAGCUUCUGGCUUCAGGAAAGAAACCGUUUCUGGCCAGCAGGUGGUUGAAAAAACCAGACAAGUUUAUCUGGUACCUUGCCUCGUUGGCCUCUGUUGGUGGACUGCUUUUUGGAGUCGACCAGUCGCUGAUUAGUGGUGCCAGUUUAUACCUACCCCACGACUUGAACCUCGACAGCUCCCAGCAGUCGAUGGUUGUUGGUUUUACUCCGUUGGGAGCCAUGGGAGGAGCUCUCACAUUAAUGCCAUUGAACGACAUUUUUGGAAGACGUGGAACAAUCAUCAUCUCGUCGAUCGUCUUCACUGUGGGAGCCAUCAUGGAAGCUGCCGCUCAAGGCUUUGCUGUGAUGUUGGUUGGAAGAAUUGUCUUGGGUCUGGCUCUUGGUAUGCUUUCCGGUACUGUUCCUGCAUACAUUUCCGAGAACUGUGCACGUAAAUGGCGUGGAGGUCUUGUGUCGCUCUACCAGGUGAUGGUUGGUUUUGGAGUCAUGAUGGGCUAUGUUAUUGCUGCUAUUUUCAACUCGGUGAAAGGUAACUGGAGAUACGUUCUGGGAAGUUCUGUGGUGUUUUCCACGGUUUUGUUCUUUGGUAUGCUCACUCUGCCCGAAUCAACCAGAUGGCUCAUGAAGAAAGGCCGCAAGCUAGACGCGUACCAGGUCUGGAAACAUGCGCGGGGAUUGGACUCGAUCGAUGAGAGACAAGAGUUUUUCAUCAUGGAAAACGUUGUGCUUUACGAGAAGGAGAAGUCCCAAGAGAAAUGGUUGUUCCUUGAGCUGUUUGGAACUAAACGUUGUCUGCGUGCUAUUUCGGUUGCUGUCACGUGCAGUUUGAUCUGUCAGCAAAUGUCCGGAGUCAACUCGAUCGAAUACUACCAGGCUACUUUGGUGCAGGCUGCUGGCCUGUCGCCAGAAAACGCCGUGUACAGCAGUCUUGUCGGUGGAGGUGUCAUGUUUUUGUCCACUAUUCCAGCCAUUUAUUUGAUGGACCGUUUGGGAAGACGGACCUUGACACUGUCGCUGAUCCCAGGAAUAGCUAUUGGUCUCAUCAUCACCGGUUGCUCGUUCCUGGCAGACAACCUUGGGGUCAAGCUUGGACUGUACUUCUGGGGAAUCAUCACCUACAACAUGUUCUGGGCUCCAGGACUGGGUCCAGUUCCGUAUCUGUUGUCUGCCGAGGUGUACCCAACCUAUCUGAGAAGUUACGGUAUGAGUCUUGCUUCGUUCUGCAACUGGACAGGAACUUUCAUCACAACGUAUCCGUUCCAGUACAUGGCCGACGCAAUGACCUCUACUGGUGUGUUUGCUGGUCUCUACUGUGGCCUGCUGCUGCUUGGAGCCCUGUACCUGCUCUUCUUCAUGCCAGAGACCAAGGGCCUAACUUUGGAGGAAGUUGGAGAGAUCUUCCAACGUCCGUUGACCGAUACGAUGUACACCAACAUCCGCAACCUCAGACACACGUGGAACAACCUGUUGCACUUCAGAUUCAAAGAAUUUGACAGCCAUCACAGCAGCAGUGGCCACGUUCAAGCAGAAACAGAUAAUCCAGGAUCUGAAAGCAUAACCGUAGGUUGGGGCAUCCUUGCUGCGGAACAAUUGUGGACCAGCAAUGUUACACGCACAGUAGAUCAGGAACAUACUGUUACUGACCACAGCCUUCUUGGUAGAACCGAAGAAGUUGGACGAACCAAUAGACAACAGCAAUGGGAAAACAGCGGUCUGUGCCAACGAGAAGUAGAAUCCAGUCAGCUUGGCUCCCUUGUUAGGACCCUUGUAGAUCAAACAUCCACCAAUAAUACCAAACAUGCAGAUGAUGGCGAUCAAAAUGCAUCUGAGUCCAACUUUUCUGCUGGCAAUGAUACCGGAGAAGGUGAUGAAAGUCCAUGCAACCACGGACGCAGGGAUGUUCAACAAAGUGGUUUCAAUGGAGGUGAAACCAAAGUCCUCGAGAAUAAUAAAACCGUAACUUUGGACACCACUGUUUGGCAAGAUCGAGAGCACGAUAGAUCCGAGCAACAACCAGUAGUUGGUGUCGAGCAUCAAAGAGAAUCUGCAGCUUUCAGGGGAGUCUGGCAGGAAGAAGAACAUGAAGAAACUCCACACGAACGAGAUGCAACCGUAGACAAUGAAGAUAUACUUCCAUGGAGCGAUCUUUCCGGAGAUGUGUCCGAGACCGAACGACAGGAAAGAACCAACAAUGGCUCCCACGUCGUUACCGGCAAACCAAAUACCAGCUCUGGAAGACUGUUGCUUCGGGGUCCACCACAUACCGGUGAUCAGCACAAACGAAGGACUGACAGCACUCUCGAGGAAUCCCAGGAAGAAUCUGGCGGUGAUCAGACCACCGUACGAGGUGCAGGCAGCGGAGCAAGCAAGGGUAAUUCCCCACAGGCACACGGCAAUAGAAACGAACUUGCCGAUUGGAACAAGUUGCAAAACUCUAACAUAGAGCAAGUUACCAAGCAUGUAACCGAAGUAGAACACAGAGGAGGUCCAGGAGUAGUCCUGGCCAACCAGAUGGAGGUCUUUUCUCAAACCAAACACCGCAGCCUGACUCAAGGCUAG